Ctenopharyngodon idella (grass carp) is the source of this 9785-nucleotide messenger RNA. It is a transcript of the gene dgkh, whose product is annotated as diacylglycerol kinase, eta. Gene Ontology annotation, molecular function: protein binding; ATP-dependent diacylglycerol kinase activity. The record is from RefSeq and is a predicted model, not a curated record. Gene Ontology annotation, biological process: diacylglycerol metabolic process; intracellular signal transduction; lipid phosphorylation. The transcript has 32 exons. Bases 452 to 4369 code for a protein of 1305 amino acids. NCBI's taxonomy places the organism in Eukaryota, Metazoa, Chordata, Actinopteri, Cypriniformes, Xenocyprididae.
UAACACUCAAACCAUAUGCCCGAUUACACGAGUAAAAGUCGCGCUUGAUUUGUGCUGGAAGCGUGUGCGGACAGAUCUUGAGCACAGGGACUAGGAGAAUAUGGAAGAUGACUGCCAAUACACUCGCAGCCCUGCCUGGGAAGAACUGGUAAAUCGUCAGAACACCGGCUAUAAUGUUACUGGAGAAACAUCUGUUGCUGUAUCCUCGCCAUAGUUUGAGUGAGAUACCCGUCCGCCGCUAGGGUUUGCUACAGAGAUUUCCUCCCGCUCCAAGCGUCUCAGCCCCCCGUCUGCCUCCAUGCAGUCAGAUAACCGCUCAGGAGAACCAGCAGCCGUGUUCAGACACGAAAAUGCACUCCACCCGGCUAGGAAAGUUUCACAGCAGCUCAUUUAAAAUAUCGGACUAAGUGAAUGCCUGGUGGCGCGCGGUUGGGCAGAAAAACGCAAAAGCAUGACGGCCAAGAGAACGGCUUUCCAGCCGUUGUCCAGCUCCCGCAUCCCGGUGGAGAGGAAGGGAGCGGCUGAGCGCGUUCAUAACCCGGAGUGCUGUGACUCUUCCCCGCAGGAGCCGGAGAAACCAGCGGCGUCCCCAUCAGGGCUUCCCGCCAUGGGGGCUGUCGGGGGAUCUGGGCCGGUGGUGGACGAGUCAUCUGACAGCGAGGGAGAGCAGGAAGGGCCGCAGAAACUCAUCAGGAAAGUGUCAACCUCCGGGCAAAUACGAAGCAAGACGAGUGUGAAGGAAGGGCUACUUCUGAAACAGACAAGCUCGUUCCAGCGUUGGAAAAAACGUUAUUUCAAAUUGCGGGGACGUACUCUCUACUAUGCCAAGGAUGCCAAGGCGGGUGGCGUUUUGGCCCGCUGGCAGUAUCGAGUCUCUCGUAGCCGCGUGUGCUGGAGGGUGCUUUCCGUCUGCUGGACCGGUGCCCGCCGUCCGCCGCCCGUUCUUGGCGCCAGUGGAUCGGAGGAAGGCUUGGUGGCGAUUCGGUCUCUUAUUUUCGAUGAAGUGGAUCUUUCAGAUGCCAGUGUUGCCGAAUCAAGCACAAAGAAUGUCAACAACAGUUUCACGGUAAUUACACCGUUCCGAAGGCUUAUCCUGUGUGCCGAGAACAGGAAAGAAAUGGAGGACUGGAUCAGCUCACUGAAAUCGGUUCAGUCCAGAGAGCAUUACGAGACGGCACAGUUUAAUGUGGAACAUUUCUCAGGGAUGCACAACUGGUAUGCCUGCUCCCACGCUCGCCCUACCUUCUGUAACGUCUGUCGGGACAGCCUCUCAGGGGUCACUUCUCAUGGCCUCUCCUGUGAAGUGUGUAAAUUCAAGGCCCACAAAAGAUGCGCAGUCAGGGCCACCAACAACUGCAAAUGGACAACGUUGGCCUCUAUCGGGAAGGACAUCAUUGAGGAUGAGGAUGGGAUUGCAAUGCCACACCAGUGGCUGGAAGGUAACCUGCCCGUCAGUGCCAAGUGUGCCGUUUGCGACAAAACAUGUGGCAGCGUGCUGCGCUUGCAGGACUGGCGUUGUUUGUGGUGCAAAGCCAUGGUGCACACAGCGUGCAUGGAUCUCUACCCCCGCAAAUGUCCCCUCGGCCAGUGCAAAGUGUCCAUCAUCCCCCCUACCGCCCUCAACAGCAUUGACUCAGACGGAUUCUGGAAGGCCACCUGUCCUCCAUCAUGCGCUAGUCCACUCCUCGUGUUUGUCAACUCAAAAAGCGGAGACAACCAAGGGGUAAAAUUCCUGCGUCGCUUCAAACAGCUGCUCAAUCCCGCUCAGGUCUUUGACCUGGUCAACGGUGGACCUCAUUUAGGCCUUCGCUUGUUCCAAAAGUUUGAUAAUUUCCGAAUCCUCGUGUGUGGUGGAGAUGGAAGCGUUGGUUGGGUUCUGUCUGAAAUCGAUAAACUAAAUCUUCACAAACAGUGCCAGCUGGGCGUUCUGCCACUGGGCACCGGGAAUGACCUGGCGCGUGUGCUUGGUUGGGGGCCGUCAUGUGAUGAUGACACGCAACUCCCUCAGAUACUGGAGAAGCUGGAGAGAGCCAGCACGAAAAUGCUGGACAGGUGGAGUAUAAUGACCUAUGAGAUUAAAAUACCUCCCAAACACAGCUGCCCCGUCACACCUGAGGAGGCAGAGGACGGCCAGUUACAGAUAUCUGCUUAUGAGGAUUCAGUGGCUGCUCAUCUCACAAAGAUCCUGAACUCAGAUCAGCACUCAGUGGUCAUAUCUUCAUCAAAGGUAUUGUGUGAGACAGUGAAGGAAUUUGUGGCCAAAGUUGGAAAGUGUUAUGAAAGAAGCAGUGACAGCACAGAGGAAGCUGAUGCACUGGCCCUCAAAUGUGCAAUUCUGAACGAGAAGCUAGACUCCCUCCUGCAGACGCUGAAUUUGGAAGCUCAGGCCAUGACUCCCUCAGCCCUCACCACACCACCCAUCGUGGAGGAGGAGGUGGAGGAGGAAGAGCUGGAGGAAGAUGAAGAUCUGAGUGAAGAGUCUUUAACGGAGCUGAAGGAGAAUGAGACGGAGAAGGGCUCUGCUCAUAAGCUUUUCAGACCCCGCGAGCAGCUUGUGCUGAGAGCCAACAGCCUGAAGAAAGCGCUCAGACAGAUCAUUGAGCAGGCAGAGAGAAUGGUGGAUGAGCAGAACGCUCACACUGAGGAGCAGGAGCUGCAGUCUCCCAAUGACUUCAGGAAGGACAGUGAGGAGGAAAACAAAGACAACGAGAAGGACGAGGACACUAAAGAACUGGAAGUUCUGCCCUUGGCUAAGUCACCGUGUUCGCCGCCGGAGAGGCGUAUCAGUCGCAGCACACAGUCCUGUGGCUCCUUUUCCAUCACUCCCUUCACCACAAGCAAGGAGAACCUGCCUGUUCUCAACACACGCAUCAUCUGUCCCGGUCUGCGGGCUGGUCUUGCUGCCUCCAUCGCUGGAAGCUCCAUUAUCAGUAAGAUGCUGCUUGCCAACAUAGAUCCAUUUGGUGCCACUCCCUUCAUAGAUCCUGACCUGGACUCAUUAGAGGGCUAUUUGGAGAAGUGUGUGAUGAAUAAUUACUUUGGGAUUGGCCUAGAUGCAAAGAUCUCACUGGAAUUCAACAACAAACGUGAGGAGCACCCAGAGAAAUGCAGAAGUCGUACUAAAAACAUGAUGUGGUACGGAGUUCUGGGGACGAAAGAGCUUCUGCAGCGGACCUACAAAAACUUGGAGCAGAAAGUUCAGCUGGAGUGUGACGGGCAGUACAUCCCACUCCCCAGUCUCCAGGGAAUCGCUGUGCUGAACAUCCCCAGCUAUGCUGGGGGAACCAACUUCUGGGGCGGCACCAAAGAGGAUGACAUAUUUUGUGCCCCUUCAUUUGAUGAUAAAAUUUUGGAAGUGGUCGCUGUGUUCGGUAGUAUGCAGAUGGCUGUCUCAAGGGUGAUCAAGCUGCAGCAUCACCGUAUUGCACAGUGUCGCACGGUGAAGAUCACCAUUCUGGGAGAUGAAGGAGUGCCUGUCCAGGUGGAUGGAGAGGCUUGGAUUCAGCCUCCUGGAGUCAUCAAGAUUCAGCAUAAGAACCGGGCUCAGAUGCUGACAAGAGACCGGGCAUUUGAAAACACAUUGAAGUCUUGGGAGGAUAAACUGAAAUACGACAAGCCUCCACUGAGGCCGCACUUGUAUCCUCAGCAUUCUGUGGAUCUGGCCACAGAGGAGGAGUCCGCGCUCAUCCAGAUGUGUGCCCGAGCCGCUGAGGAUCUCAUCACCAGGAUCUGUGAGGCUGCCCAAAACUACCAACUCCUCGAGCAGGAGCUUGCCCACGCCGUCAACGCCUCUUCACACGCCAUCAACAAAACACACCCCAAGUUCCCCGAGAGCCUGACAAGAAACACUGCCAUUGAGGUGGCGAGCACCGUGAAGGCCCUGCACAAUGAGACUGAGUCUCUGCUAGUAGGACGAGUGCCAUUGCAACUGGACCCUCCGCAUGAAGAGCUGCUGUCCAAUGCCCUACAGAGCGUUGAGCUUGAACUGGGCAAGCUGGCUGAGAUCCCCUGGCUCUACCACAUCUUACAGCCCAAUGACGAGGAGGAUCACUCCCUCGAGUACGGAAAAAGAAACAGUCGGAGUGGCAUGUUUCGCAUAGUGCCAAAGUUCAAGAAAGAGAAAGUCCCCAAGAAGUCCAGCCCACAGUCAGUUCAGAGGUGGGGCACUGAGGAGGUGGCCGCCUGGCUGGAGCAGCUCAGCUUGGGGGAGUACAAAGACACCUUCAUCCGUCACGACAUCCGCGGCUCCGAGCUCCUGCACCUGGAGAGGAGAGACCUCAAGGAUCUGGGGAUCUCGAAGGUGGGUCAUAUGAAGAGAAUUCUCCAGGGAACUAAGGACUUGGCCAAGAGUUCGAUGGUGGACCUGUGAGACAUCAACACACAUUCCGUUCGUGAGCGAAGAGGAGUUGAAGCGGAGCUCCAGUGUGGGAGGCGCUUUAGUGUCGUGGAUUCAUGUAGGAAUAGCUUGUAGAAAAGCAAGGAAUGUUUGUUUUAGAAGCAAGUGCUGGUGCCAAAACGACAAGGAUUGUGUCCGAGACUUUUAGACCCAUAGAAAAGCCAUUCCUCACUUAUUGCAUCAACGGCACAAUCAGGUAUGCAAUUCUCAUAGUGCACGCGACCUCUGGCCUCUUUAAAAGAUCCAAAUCAAGUAGCAGAACAGGACUUCCAAACAGCGUUUUCUCCGAAAGGAGCACGGCCUCUGAGUAGCUCACUGGCUCUUUGCCUUGCGGUAGAUGGCAACAACAGGAGGGCGAUGUGAUGUGUCAGCAAUAUUCUGCUUUUGACAGCACUGUUUACAUUUUAAGGAGACGGGAAAAAGACUGCUGGAGUAUCGCAAUCAAACGGCAAUCAUCGUAGUGUGGCGGUGCAGUCCAGGAAAGGUCAAAAGGGGUUUCCUUCGACAGUGACAUACUGAUGCAUGGUAUGCUUGCUAUAUUUGGAUAGCUAUUUUACUGCAUGAUCUGCGUCUUGUUUUUUAUUGUACAAACUAACACUUGAACAAGUUUUAUAUGAAUUUAGUAUAAUGCCGUUUGUUACUACUGAAGCAUCCCUUUUGGUCCAAGUAGACUGCUGAUUUAUUUCUAUUUAUCUGUCUGCAUGGAAACCUUGUGUCAAAAGCAGUGUCAUGUGCCAUAUUUAUUGUCAGAUGAGCUUUAUUGGUAAGAAAUGUUUUAACCUUACAGUAGGACGUUAGCUAAGUCGACAUCUUGGUGAAUCAAGUACCAAAAACAAUGUCCCCAAGAAGUUUAAAUUCCCCUUUUAAAUUCUGAAAAAUUUUCAAAUCUGAAGUUGUUCAGAAAAACAUCCACACGACAUCUGUUUGUGGCUUAAAACAUAUUAUUAUACAUUAGUUGAAAUAGGACUUCUAUUGUUUUGAAUAAGAAACUGCAGUUGACCUGCAACAUAGUUGAUAUUUGCUGAGUUCAGGAACCCAGUGCAAGUUCUAUAGGAUCAUCUACAUUUGGUUGGUGGCAUUACAGGGUAUAAGAGAUGUUUGUUAAUAUAUGCACUGUAUAUACGUUUAAAAAGUCUAAACUGUUAACUCCAGUUAUAAGUAAGGCCUUUGUAUAAUAGAAAGCUUACAUGAUAUUAUCAGAUGGCACAUUUAUUUGUGUAUAGAGCACCAUAACACCCUUGUGAAUUAUUAUGUUAAGUAAUCGCCUUUACACGUUAAGUGCUGUUGUACUCUAUGGAAGGUGCAAUAUUGUAUUUAUUUUGAUACAUUUCUUCUCUAUGAAGCUUUAUUAUGUGAGGUUUUUCCAUGGAAAACUAAAAAGAUAAACUUCACACACUCCUCUUUUUUUUGGUUUCCGAUUAAGGUGGACUUAGGGUCAAAUUUUGCCAUGUUCUCUCCAAAAUUCAUAAAUCUUCCAUUAGCAAAUUGUUGAUCCUGUCUAACUGUGCUUCCAGGAUAAUUUGCUAGACGGCUGGAUGUUUCCUCACACCGACUAUAAAACUGUUGUGCCUCUAUUUUUUCCGUUAAAUGGAAAAUUUCGAGCUACACGUAGCUUUCCCAACCAACAAUGCACAUGGGGCUCAUAACAGCGGAUUUUAGUUUAUGUUAUAUUAUAAUGUUCCUCUAGAGGGUGUUCGAUAACAUCAAAGUAGUAGUUGAUACUGUAUAUAUAUACAGAGAGAAAGAGAGUUGUGUCGGAAAAGAUGUGGCGUUCCCUACCAAGAAAUGCAGUUCUACCCACAAUUUACCUGAAGUGAGAAUUCAAACAAAUAUGGAGAACGAGCACAGGCCUAGAGGAUUGGGUUUGGUCUGUUGGGUAAAACCAAGGAGGAUGUUUUUAAAAAGGAAAAUACACAUUUGAAGAGUUCGGUGAGAGUUUAGUCAUUAUUAUCAAACAAAUUGAACUAAAAAUGAGACUCAAUUCAUGACAGCAUUCAUUAAUCAAUAAUAGAUUACAUUACUGGUUCUUAGCAGGUUUUGCUUAAGGAUUUUACAUUCAACAUGGCGCCAAACGUAGGGCUGAAUAGUUUAUUGUACACAAAUAGCAAAAAAGUCCUUAAAAGUCAUUCAUAUUAUCAAGAAUGGCAUACAAUAUUGACAAUUUUGUAUAUGCACAAACAGUAGAAGUAUGAUUUUUUUAGCUUGUGCGUUUGGUUUCUAAAUGUCAGUUGAGUUUUAUGCUCUCGGCAGCCAAUAAUUCACCACACAAAACACAUUGUGGUCGGCACAAACCAUGUUUAUUCUUGUUGUAAGUGAACCAGUAUUUAAUGUAGUUUGGCCUUGUCCAUAUUGGCAGCUGCGUAAUAUGUCUAGCUCUUACCAAACGACAGACGAACUUAAUAUUGUAGAGUUUGAUUGGGCGCGUGAUGCUGGACACUUAAAAUUGAAGUUGAGAAAAACAUUUUCUCUUCACAUUUAAAAUUUGAUAAGCCUAUUUUUAUUUCUGUCCUAACUAUACAUAAUUAUAUAGUUAAUUUGUUCCCACUAGGGCCAUCCUUUGGGCGGUGUAACCGGUACGAUUGCAUGCUUAGGACGGCCCGGUACCCACUUUAUAUUAAGUGUCUUUAACGACUAUGUACUAACAUUUAAAUUAAUCCUUUGAUAGAAAGCACUUAUUGUGUACACACAUGGUUUUACAUUGUGCUUAUAUUGAAAAAAAUACCUGCAUGAAAUUACAGCUGUAGUUAAUUUCUGUAAUUACAUCCUUUAACACUUAACCCACCCUUAAUCCCGUAUCUAUAGCUUGUUUCCGCAACUGAAUAAAAAAUAAAAAAGGUCACUGCAACUUUUUUCCUCACAAUUCUGACUUUUUUUCUCACAAUUGUGUGAUAUAAACUCGCAAUUGCGAGUUAUAAAGUCAGAAUUGCUUGAUAUAAAGUCUCAAUUGUGUUAUAAAGUCAGAAUUGUGUGAAAUAGUCUCAGUUGCAUGUUAUAAAGUCAGAUUUGCGAGAUAUAAACUCACAAUUGUAAGUUAUAAAGUCAGAUUUGAAAGAUAUAAACACAAUUGCGAGUUAUAGUCAGAAUUGCAUAAAAAAAAGUCACAAUUGCAUGUUAUAAAGUCAGAAUUGUAAGAUAUAAACUCACAAUUGCGAGUUAUAAAGUCAGAUUUGCAAGAUAUAAACGCAAUUCUGAGUUAUGAAGUCAGAAUUGUGAGUUAUAGUCACAAUUGCGAGAUAAAAACUCACAAUUGCGAGUUAUAAUGUCAGAAUUGCGUAAAAUAGACACAAUUGCAUGUUAUAAAGUCAAUUGUGAAUUAUAAAGUCAAAACUGUAAGAUAUAAACUGAAAAUUGCAUAAAAUAAAGUCAAAAUUGCAUAAAAUAAAGUCAGAAUUGUGAGAAAUAAACUCACAAUUGUGAGUUAUAAAGUCAGAAUUGCAAGAUAUAAACACACAACUCCAAGUUAUAAAGUCAGAAUUGUGAGAUAUAAACUCACAUUUCUGAGAAAAAGUCAGUCUUUGGACUUUGUAACUCGCAUUUGCGAGUUUAUCUCACAAUUCUAAGAAAAGAAGUUAGAAUUGUGAGAAAAAGUCUGAAUUGCAAGUUUAUAUCUCACAAAUCUGACUUUAUAACAAACAAUUGUGAUUUUAUAUCAUGCAAUUCUGAGAAAAAAGUCAGAAUUGUGAGAUAAAAAGUUGCAAUUAUCCUUUUUUCCGUGGCAGAAACAAGUUUCCAUACUUAUCCCACCUCAGUAGCAGCAAAAGUGUUUGGCAAAUACAAUAUGAACACAAUAAGUACAUUUUACCCAACAUGUUUUUUUUUUUUUUUUUUUUUUUUUUUCGUAAGUACAUAGUACUUAAAGACAUCAAAUAUAAUGUGUGACCAUUAAAUGCAUUCUGCAAGUGUUGCCCAGCAGUAGAGAACCACUGGCAUCCAUAAUAAAGGCACAACAGUGCAGACUAUGCUGUACUGUAUGUCUGCAGCCUGCUUUUUCCAGCAGUCAAUGUUAUUUGUCCAUUGCGGUUUAAUUGGCAACUUAAUGUCUCUCACUUUCCAUCUUUUCUCAGUAGUGAGCACCGGUUUCAUGUCUGCCUGUAAGCAUUAUUGCUUAGCUGUUUAAUUCAUCGGCAGGCCCACGUGAAAUCUGCGCCAGCAAAACUCUGCAAAAACCUCUGCAGAUUGGGAUGUGUGUCAAGUUUUACACAUCCCCUCUCCCUUACGUGUUUGUUUAUUAAAUAUUCUGGCCAAUUUAAUGCUUUCAACUACUACUAAGUGUGCAUUACUCUCUGUUUGACACAUUUUACAAGGUUUAAAUUCAUUCCACAGACAUUUUCUCCAAAAUCAGUGUAGAACAUGUUAUCUAUUCAUUGGUGACAGAAAAAAAGCAUCAUGCUGUGAUCAUACCCGACAAUCAAAUGGUGCAUUUAAAGCAACAGUUUUGUUUGUGGUUAUAUGACAUAAUACCGAAACAUAUGUGCACAUACCUCCACGCAUCUCGAAACACGAAUGAAUGUAGUGAUAUGCUUUUCAGAUAUGCAUUUCUGAGUGACCGCAUUGCUAAAGGUAAUUUCCCCAACUAGCUAGAAUCAUUACCAAAGACACAAGAUCAUUUCGAGAACACUUGAUGCUCACACUAUGAAGCUCCCUGUUUAAUUGGCCUUACAUGAUCUCUGUUUGACAGCUGUAGCAGAUCGACCUUGUCUAUGGUGCCUCUGUAUAGUUCAUUUGUUCACAACAGACUCAAAUCACACAAGUGCAGUCUUCCUCUCAUGCCACACUGAAUACAUGUGCACAUGAUCACAUGAACCUCAGUUCAGUUCUCAAGCCACCACAUGAGUGUUUUCAUUGGACUGUGAGUGGCGGUGGGCCUUGGCUUAUCGACAAUGGCGAACGCAAAAGCUGUAAACUGCCUGGUUUUUCAAAAACGAAUUCAUUUUGAGGAAUUUGUAGAGCAAGGUCACAUGAUUUAUAUCCAUUUAAGAGAAGUGCGAUGUGAGUUUCAUUUGUUUACAUUGUGUUUACAAUGGCACAGUUUCAUUUUUAAGACUACAUGUAUAGGUAUAUUUACAAUAUUUGCAUAUUUAUUAAGGUUAAACAACUGAUGUGUAUGUGUUUUCACUAUUGGGAUAUAAUGUUACGGUAGUCACUUGUAUUGAUAUCUGGAUGAUUUUGGUAAGUAGUAGGUAAUUUUUAUGACUACUAAGUGACUGUUUUCUGUGCCUUUUUAUCGUAGAUGCAUGGUUAACUAUUUAUUACAAUAUGGAGGUCACUGAGAUGUGUAUUUUUGUAUCCUGAUUAAAUAAGUGUUUCGAUUUUGAUGUACAUUUUGAGGUGGUAAAAUGCUGCCAGUUGAUAUCUUCCUUCUUCAAUAAAACUGAAUGCAUACACAGUA